Molecule: messenger RNA, 234 nt
Organism: Dentiscutata erythropus
Lineage: Eukaryota; Fungi; Glomeromycota; Glomeromycetes; Diversisporales; Gigasporaceae
Source: the annotation of a GenBank genome assembly
UGUGGUAUUCAUAACAUAAAAUCUAGUGACAAUAUUUAUAGUGAAGAAUUUAGUGAAAAUAUUUGUAAUAUAGAUUCUAUAGGACCUAAGGUUGUUCAUAGCGAAGAAACUAAUAAUGACAUUGAGUGUUUAAAGCCUAGUGAUGAUAUUUCUUGUAUAGAAUUUAGUAAUAAUGCUAAUGACACAAAAUCUGAUGAGAAUAAUAAUAAUAGCGUAGAUUCUAAUGAACAUUGA